GCCAAUUUCCAAUUUUUCCAAAAUUGCUUUUUGGGGCACAAAAUCACUUUUCGUAUAAGUACCAACAAACAAACCCUUAAUUCAUGCUUGGCCAUUUGGUGUUGCUUAGAUGGUUCCUGGUUUUGCAGGACUGCUAUUAAUUCCUCCUUGUUCAAGCAGUGGUUAAGGAACUUGCAAAGUGAAACUGGAAUUUUAGCUGACAAUGCCAUGUCUCUGAAACGUGUACUUAUCCAGGGAGUAGAUAUGUUUGGAGAGCGCAUUGGGUUUCUCAAGUUCAAAGCUGACAUUUUUGAUAAGGAAACAGGAAAAAAGGUUAGGGUCCCUGUUGGGAGGCUUAUUUUGGAAUUGCCUGCUGGAAUGUUGGAUGAUGAAAAGGGUGAUUUUGUUGGCACUGCGGCUCGAGAGGUUGAGGAGGAGACGGGUAUACACAUAAAUCUAGAAGACAUGGUUGAUCUCACAGCCUUCCUGGAUCCAGUAACUGGAUGCAGAGUCUUUCCUUCUCCGGGAGGGUGCGAUGAAGAAAUUAGCCUGUUUCUGUACAGGGGGCAUGUGGAUAAAGAGGUCAUCAUGCAACUGCAAGGAAAAGAAACAGGUCUUCGUGACCAUGGUGAGCUGAUUAAGGUUCGUGUGGUUCCCUAUAAAAACCUCUGGCGCAUGACAGCCGAUGCAAAGGUUCUAAUGGCCAUUGCUCUCUACGAAAUGGCUAAGAGAGAAGGUCUACUGCCUCCAUGAAGACCCAAUUGCUUAUUUUUCUAGACGCUAAACUUUUCAUGUGGGGUCAGAGUACUCACCAACUUUUGGUUUAUGGAAUGAUGGACCCUAAUCAUUCUAAAUUCUGAAGGAAUUUGUUCACCUGUUGCAUAACAUUGUUAUUGUUACUGUUGUCAGAUGAAUGAUCAUUUCUUCGGUUUCCCUCGAA
Alnus glutinosa is the source of this 919-nucleotide messenger RNA. RefSeq names its product nudix hydrolase 14, chloroplastic-like. The record is from RefSeq and is a predicted model, not a curated record. NCBI's taxonomy places the organism in Eukaryota, Viridiplantae, Streptophyta, Magnoliopsida, Fagales, Betulaceae. Gene Ontology annotation, molecular function: ADP-glucose pyrophosphatase activity; ADP-ribose pyrophosphatase activity. The coding region runs from base 208 to 732 and encodes 174 amino acids. Gene Ontology annotation, biological process: ribose phosphate metabolic process; nucleoside phosphate metabolic process. The transcript has 5 exons.